ACCCACCCCCCACCCCACCCUUGAUAUGCUGCGCCGCUCUCAGUCAGCGAAGGCCAGCAGAGAGAUGGGCGAUGGCUGCAAAGCCCAGUGCAGACUGGAGUGGUGGUAGGAGGGUCUGGAACAGGCUGGCCGGCUGUGCCAGGGCGCGAUCAGAGUAGCUGCCUUCUGUCUGGUUUCUGAAAUCCUGGAAGUAAGGGAAUUCUCUUGCAGCCUGGCGGAGUGUUAGCCACUUAACCUUGAGAAGGAAACUUACACUGAAGUUCUCCAAGUUCCAGACUUCUGUUACUUGGGAGAAAUCACUGAACAAUAAUGUGAAGAAGAAAACACGAAUAUUUUUCUGGAGAAGGAAGAACUCAGACUUGUGGACUUUAAAAAAAAAAUUCUUCCUUUGUAAGCCAGGCUUUGUCAGACGCCGCCAAAAGAUGCCUGCCAAGACACCCAUCUACCUGAAAGCUGGCAACAAUAAGAAAGGAAAGAAAUUUAAAUUGAGGGACAUUUUGUCUCCUGACAUGAUCAGCCCACCUCUUGGUGACUUUCGACACACAAUUCAUAUUGGGAAAGAAGGACAACAUGAUGUUUUUGGAGACAUCUCCUUUUUGCAAGGAAAUUAUGAGCUCUUACCUGGGAACGAAGGAGAAACAGGCAGUCAGUGUGGAGGGCACAAUGAGUUCCUGAGGGCAAACAGCACCUCUGACUCAGUGUUUACAGAAACGCCUUCCCCGGUGCUCAAAAAUGCCAUAUCGCUCCCUGCCAUCGGUGGUUCUCAAGCCCUCAUGCUGCCCUUGUUGUCACCGGUGACAUUUUAUUCAAAGCAGGACUCUUUGGGGCCGUUAAGGAAUCCCAGGCAUAGUUGUGAGCCUGUAAUGGAAGAAAAGUUACAGGAGAAGAGCAAACAGUUGGAGAAUGGGAAACUAUACAAAGAUGACAUCACAUGGCAGCGGAACGUCUCGACAUCGCAUUAUGCUAACGGAAGAGACAGUCAUUCAUCCAGUCUUUCAGAACAAUACACUGAAUGGCAAACAGAGGACUUAUUUGACAACGACCAUCUUUCAUGUGACCUGACCGAGACUCCAGUUAAAUCCGAAGAAUCCCUCUCAGAUCUGGCUGAGCCUCUCCUAUCUCUGCAGCUUGACCUUGGGCCCUCACUUUUGGAUGAAGUGCUCAACGUAAUGGACAAAAACAAAUCCUAGAACAUGCUGUGCUUUUCACCUCAUACAAACGCAACUGAAAUGUAAGGGGCACCAUCCAGCCAAAGCUAAACAUUUAAGAUUGCAGUCCUCCUAUGCAAACUCCCUCGGAAAUAAGACUUCCUGAACUUGGUGGGAAUUACUUCUGAGUAAACAUUUACUACAUUAGGUUCGAGCAUGUUGAUUUCAGAAGAAGAGUUAAACACAUGCUUAAAUUUCAUCGUUUGAAAAUUAAUGAGAUUUAUAAAAGCUUAACUUUGGCUCAGUUGUAUUCUCUGUAUCUGUACAAAAUCAAUUCUCUUUGCAGUUGACAAGUUUUCUAGAAUCAAAAAUAUUUUUUUACUUAAUGUCCAUGAUUUUUUUUUCAUAUGGCAAAUGUCUCACAUCAAGAGGACAUGUUUUAAAGACACAUUUUCCUACAAAUGUUAAAUGUUUUCUAAGAAACAAAGCUUGUUGUUAAUAUAAUACUUGGGUGACCUUUAAAUUAAUUAAGUUCAGUUUCACGAUCCUAUAUAUGUUAAGCAGAAGAUUUAUGAAGUGAAGGUUAAAUGUUAAUUAGUUCAGCAUUACUUAAUGUGUAACUCCUCUCCUUCCCAGAAUGAGAGAUUCUUUUCUUAGCAAUUUUUUUUCAUUCUUGCUGUACCGUUAUCCUUCAGUGUUAAUGCAUAGAUAUGUACUCAGAUGGGAAUAGCUUUCUUCUGUUCAACUAUUAUGGAACGUAUAUGUGGCCAAUACAAUGGUGCCAUUGAAGUUACUUGAGCCUCCAGUUCUAACUCAAAAUGUAUUCAGUUCAAGAAAAUUCACUUCAAAAAAGAUGAAAUGGUAAACUGCAGUUGCAAUUAAAUUAUUUUAGGAGCUGAAAUCUAUUUUUAUGCACAUUAGACUUUUUAUGGCAAGUUCUACAUACACACAGGAUUGCACCAGAAAGUUGUUGCUUGGCAUUUUCUUGGAAAACCUUUGUAUAAAUUGUACAUUUGUGCACGUGUGCAGAAAAAAAAAUAUGUAUUUGAUCUUUUAGCUUUGUUCUUUCGGUUAUUGAUACUGACACACAAAUGUCAAAUUUUGCAAUGGAUUAUUUUAUGUUUUAGAGGAAAGCACUGACUACUCACAACACUCGAAUGAGAUUGUGCUGCAACAGAUGGUAUUCCAGGGAAUGUAGUGAUGUCCCUGCAUUGCAUAGCUACUUUGUGCAAUACAAUAAAGAAUAAAU
This is a messenger RNA of Eublepharis macularius, 2397 nucleotides long. RefSeq names its product CDC42 effector protein 3 (gene CDC42EP3). The record is from RefSeq and is a predicted model, not a curated record. The transcript is spliced from 2 exons. Lineage: Eukaryota; Metazoa; Chordata; Lepidosauria; Squamata; Eublepharidae. Bases 423 to 1190 code for a protein of 255 amino acids.